Messenger RNA from Electrophorus electricus (electric eel), 525 nucleotides. The record is from RefSeq and is a predicted model, not a curated record. Lineage: Eukaryota; Metazoa; Chordata; Actinopteri; Gymnotiformes; Gymnotidae.
AUGGUGUAUGACACAGAGCAUGACAUAGGGUAUGGCACAGGGCAUGACACAGGGCAUGACAUGGUGUAUGACACAGAGCAUGACAUAGGGUAUGACACAGGGUAUGCCACAGGGUAUGGCACAGGGCAUGACAUGGGGUAUGGCACAGGGCAUGACACAGGGCAUGACAUGGGGUAUGAAACAGAGCAUGACAUGGGGUAUAACAUAGAGUAUGACACAGACCAUGAUACAGGGCAUGACAAGGGGUAUGACACAGAGCAUGACAUGGAGUAUGACACAGAGCAUGACAUGGAGUAUGACACAGGGUAUGCCACAGGGUAUGGCACAGGGUAUGGCACAGGGCAUGACAUGGGGUAUGAAACAGAGCAUGACAUGGGGUAUAACAUGGAGUAUGACACAGACCAUGAUACAGGGCAUGACAUGGGGUAUGACACAGAGCAUGACAUGGAGUAUGACACAGGGUAUGCCACAGGGUAUGGCACAGGGCAUGACACAGGGCAUGACAUGGGGUAUAACAGAGCAUGA